Messenger RNA from Penaeus indicus, 675 nucleotides. It is a transcript of the gene RpS11, whose product is annotated as small ribosomal subunit protein uS17-like. Bases 73 to 657 code for a protein of 194 amino acids. The transcript is spliced from 6 exons. The record is from RefSeq and is a predicted model, not a curated record. Gene Ontology annotation, molecular function: structural constituent of ribosome. Gene Ontology annotation, cellular component: ribosome; cytosolic small ribosomal subunit. Gene Ontology annotation, biological process: translation. NCBI's taxonomy places the organism in Eukaryota, Metazoa, Arthropoda, Malacostraca, Decapoda, Penaeidae.
CCUCAAAGCAAGGUUUGUCCUCGGCGGCGCCUCAUCCCCCUUUCUUGUUGACGGUCGCCCUCGCCAGCAGCCAUGGAUCAGAGUGAACGUGCCUACCAAAAGCAGUCCGGUGUUCCACUGAACCGCAAAAAGGGCUUAAAAAAGAAGCAGCGUAGUUUAAGGUACACUCGCCAGGUGGGCCUGGGCUUCAAAGCCCCCCGCGAGAGUGAAAAGGCUUUCCAGAAGCAGCUCAAAAUCUUCAAUACUGCCAAGCCCGACAAGAUUAAGAAGGGCAAACCCAAGCGUAAAAACAUCAAAGUCGGGCUUGGCUUCAAGACUCCACGAGAGGCUAUUGAUGGUACCUACAUUGACAAGAAGUGCCCAUUCACUGGCAAUGUCCCCAUCCGUGGCCGCAUCUUGACUGGUGUUGUCCAGAAGAUGAAGAUGAACCGCACCAUCACUAUUCGUCGUGAUUACUUGCACUACAUCAAGAAGUACAACCGAUUUGAGAAGAGGCAUAAGAACAUGUCUGUCCACAUCUCGCCCUGCUUCAGGGACGUAAGGCCAGGUGACAUCGUAACAGUGGGCGAGUGCAGACCUCUUUCCAAGACAGUUCGUUACAACGUACUCAAGGUCACCUCUGCCCCUGGUACCAAGAAGAGGUUCCAGAAGUUCUAAAUAAAAGCCUGUGGAAAA